ACCGAAUCAAAGGUACAACAUAUUAUGCACACAAUCCAACACUUAUUUUUCCUUUCCAUAUAAAAUCCACCGAGUCAUCCCUCUGAUUGCAACAAGUCAAUUUCCACACACACACACAAACACACACUCAUUCACACACAUCAAUAUCUCUGCGUUUGAUUAUAUGUAAUCCGCUCCAUUUGCAAACACCAGAAGAAGAAGAAGAAGAAAUGGCUGUAGAAGCUAUAGCAAAGGAAGCGGAGAUUAUCAAACCGCGGAAUGAUAAAAGAGAGUACCGAAGGAUAGUACUGCCGAACAAUCUUCAAGUUCUUCUCAUCAGCGAUCCCGAAACUGAUAAAUGUUCUACUUCAAUGGAUGUUCGCGUAGGUUCUUUUAGUGAUCCUGACGGACUGGAAGGCCUCGCGCAUUUCCUUGAACACAUGCUCUUUUAUGCAAGUGAAAAGUAUCCACUGGAGGACAGUUACUCGAAGUACAUCACUGAGCAUGGAGGCAGUACAAAUGCUUUCACGGCAUCUGAACACACCAACUACUACUUUGAUGUUAACCCUGACUGCUUUGAAGAGGCCUUGGAUAGAUUUGCUCAGUUUUUCAUCAAGCCACUGAUGUCGGCUGAUGCUACCACGAGGGAGAUUAAAGCUGUUGAUUCUGAAAAUCAAAAGAAUUUACUGGCUGAUGUUUGGAGAAUGAAUCAGCUUCAGAAACAUUUAAGUGUGAAAGAUCAUCCCUUCCACAAGUUCAGUACAGGGAAUUGGGAUACCUUGGAUGUCCGACCAAAAGAAAGAGGGUUGGAUACAAGACAGGAGCUUCUGAGGUUUUAUAACGAAAAUUACUCAGCCAACCUCAUGCAUCUUGUAGUGUAUAGUAAAGACAGCCUCGAAAAAUCUGAAAACAUGGUGCGAAGCAAAUUCCAGGAAAUCCGAAAUACAGAUCGGAGUUCUAUCAGUUUUACUGGCCAGCCUUGUGAUUCAGAAAGUCUUCAGAUUCUCGUGAAAGCUGUCCCAAUUAAACAAGGUCACAAGUUGAGAUUUGUAUGGCCUGUAACUCCUGGAAUUCGUCAUUACGAGGAAGGGCCAAGCAGGUAUCUGGGUCAUUUGAUUGGCCAUGAAGGAGAAGGAUCUUUGUUUUUCAUCUUGAAAAAGUUGGGUUGGGCUACAAGCUUGUCUGCUGGCGAAUCAGAUUGGACUUGUGAAUUUGCAUUUUUUAAGGUGGUUAUUGAUCUGACGGAUGCUGGCCAUGAUCAUUUUGAGGAUAUUGUGGCACUAUUAUUCAAAUAUAUUCAACUUCUGCAACAAUCUGGUCCCAGCCAAUGGAUAUUUGAUGAGCUUGCAGCUAUUUGUGAGACUUCCUUCCAUUAUCAAGACAAGAUCCGUCCCAUUGAUUAUGUGGUUAAUGUUGCAUUUCAUAUGCAGUUUUAUCCUCCAAGAGAUUGGCUGGUGGCAUCAUCUUUGCCUUCAAAGUUUAACCCUAAAAUUAUUCAGUCUGCACUGGAAGAGCUAAGUCCAUAUAAUGUGAGAAUAUUUUGGGAGUCAACAAAGUUUGAAGGACUUACAGAUUCAACAGAACCUUGGUAUGGAACAGCAUAUUCUGUAGAGCGAUUAGCUGGCUCCACAAUUCAGCAAUGGAUUGAAAAGGCUCCAAAAGAAAAUCUGCAUCUACCUGUUCCUAAUGUGUUUAUUCCUACAGACCUGUCCCUUAAGACUGUUUCAGAGCCAAUAAAGUUACCAGUUUUGUUGAGGAAAACGCCAUACUCGAGGUUGUGGUACAAGCCAGAUACAGCAUUUUCGACUCCUAAAGCAUUUGUUAAGAUAGAUUUCAACUGUCCCUUUUCUGGAAGUUCCCCUGAAUCAGAAGUUCUUACUGAAAUAUUUACGCGUUUGUUAAUGGACUACUUAAAUGAAUAUGCAUAUGAUGCACAGAUUGCUGGUCUUUAUUAUGGGAUUACCAACACCGACUUUGGAUUUCAGGUCACUGUCGUAGGAUAUAAUCACAAACUAAAGAUCUUAUUGGAGACGGUAAUACAGCAGAUUGCUAAGUUUGAAGUAAAACCUGAAAGGUUUGCUGUCAUUAAGGAAUUGGUCACAAAAGAAUAUCAGAAUUUGAAGUUCCAACAGCCGUAUCAGCAAGCUAUGUAUAACUGCUCAUUAGUACUACAAGACCAAACAUGGCCCUGGACCGAUGAACUGGAAAUUCUUCCCCAUCUUGAUGUGGAGAACCUUGCUAAGUUUUAUCCAUUAAUGCUAUCAAGAACCUUCUUGGAAUGCUAUGUAGCAGGAAAUCUUGAGCCAAAGGAAGCAGAGUCCAUUAUCCAGCAUAUUGAGGACGUGUUCUUUAAGGCUCCUAAUCCCGUAUCUCAGGCUAUGUUUGCGUCUCAGUUCAUGACAAAUAGAAUUGUUAAGCUUGAACGGGGAAUAAAUUACGUCUACAGUGCAGAAGGCCUAAAUCCUAGUGAUGAAAAUUCUGCCCUUGUACAUUACAUUCAGGUGCACCAGGAUGAUUUCAAGUUGAAUGUUAAACUUCAACUUUUUGCUCUGAUAGCGAAGCAACCUGCUUUUCACCAGCUUAGAUCAGUUGAGCAACUUGGUUACAUUACUGUACUCAUGCAGAGGAACGACUCCGGCAUCCGUGGUGUGCAAUUCAUUAUCCAAUCAAAUGUGAAGGGUCCCGGGCAAAUUGAUUUGAGAGUUGAGUCAUUUCUCAAGAUGUUUGAAAUUAAGCUGUACGAAAUGUCCAGUGAUGAAUUUAAGAGCAAUGUUAAUACCCUUAUUGAAAUGAAGCUUGAGAAGCACAAGAAUUUACGAGAAGAAUCAGGGUUUUAUUGGCGAGAAAUAUCUGACGGGACCCUGAAAUUUGACAGGAGGGAAUGUGAGGUUGCAGCACUGAAGCAACUAACUCAACAAGAGCUGAUAGAUUUCUUUAACGAGCAUAUCCAAUGUGGUGCUCCUGGCAAGAAAAGUAUGAGCGUUCGUGUAUAUGGGAGUGCACAUUCUUCAGAGUUCGAAGCAGACAAAUCCCUAACUGCCGAAACUGAAUUUGUUCAAAUAGAAGACAUCUUCAGUUUUCGAAGAUCUCGACCUCUUUAUGGCUCAUUGAGAGGAUGUUUUGGCCACAUGAAGCUCUAAGACAUGAAAAUCCCUAUCCAGAAAACGCUUUAUCGUAAUCUUGUCAAAAUAUUAAUAUCGGGAUAAUUGAUUUUUAUUUCAGUUUUUAGCAAGAGAAGACUGUUGUAAGACCCUUGUGAAUGAAUACUCAGUUUCUGAUUCUUUUUUUUUUUCUGGAUUUCUUGUUUAGCAUACAUUUCCCAUUGUGAAGGGGUCGUCAUAAGAGCGAGACUUUUGCAUUUA
Molecule: messenger RNA, 3341 nt
Organism: Erythranthe guttata (spotted monkey flower)
Lineage: Eukaryota; Viridiplantae; Streptophyta; Magnoliopsida; Lamiales; Phrymaceae
Product: Insulinase (Peptidase family M16) family protein
Biological process (GO): peptide catabolic process
Cellular component (GO): cytosol; mitochondrion
Molecular function (GO): metalloendopeptidase activity; metal ion binding
Source: RefSeq, a predicted model, not a curated record